This is a messenger RNA of Brassica oleracea var. oleracea, 1179 nucleotides long. RefSeq lists its product as uncharacterized. NCBI's taxonomy places the organism in Eukaryota, Viridiplantae, Streptophyta, Magnoliopsida, Brassicales, Brassicaceae. Bases 1 to 1179 code for a protein of 392 amino acids. The record is from RefSeq and is a predicted model, not a curated record. Gene Ontology annotation, molecular function: nucleic acid binding; zinc ion binding. The transcript is spliced from 3 exons.
AUGGCAAAUAUCGUGAAACUUCAGUUUCCGGCUCUCGAAAUAACUGGCGCAAAUUACACGGCAUGGAUCACAAAUAUGGAGCUUCAUCUAGAUUCGGAGAAAAUCUUCGAUACAAUAAAAGAAGGAAAUAAAUCAGCUUCUCAUGAAAAGGCUAAGGCUGUAAUAUUUCUGAGAAAACACCUAGAUGAAAACCUUACGCAUAACUAUGCAAGGAUAAAAGAUCCUCUAGAUCUUUGGAAAGCUCUAAAAGAGAGGUUCGAUAACCAGAAGAAAAUAACUUUUCCCCAUGCACUCGAUGAGUGGGUAAACCUACGGUUUCAAGAUUUUGAAAAGGUGGAAACAUACAAUUCCGCUAUAUUAAGGAUAGCGGCGCAAUUUGAAUAUUGCGGUAAGCCCGUAACAGAAGCAGAAAUGCUUGAGAAAACUUACCAAACGUUCCACAAAAAUCAUUAUGUUCUACAAGAACAAUACAGAAACCGCGGGUAUACAAGGUUCUCUGAACUCGCCAUGGCGCUCAUGAUAGCGGAGAAAAAUAAUGAACUCCUUAUUAAAAACCACAGUACCCAACCCACGGGAACCAAAGCAUUUCCUGAGGUGAAUGCAACGGAUGUGAAAAAUCCAGAAAUUGGAAAUUAUUAUCGUGGUCAUGGUCGUGGUCAUCGAUUUAAUCGUGGUCAUGAAAGGAGUUACAACCCAAGAGGAAGAGGAUCCAACACAUGGAAUCGAUCUGACCGGACAAAAGGGAAAGAAGCCCAAGAAAAUCCUACUCGUAAAAACGAGAACAUCUGUUACAGAUGUGGAUCGAAGGGACAUUGGUCUCAAGUAUGCCGAACUCCUCAGCAUCUGUGUAAGUUGUACCAAGAAACCAUCAAAGGCAAGGCAAAAGAAGCGAAUCUUAAUGAACACUUUGAGGAAAUGGAUAAGAAAACAAAUGAAACAACAGCUAAGCAAAUUGGUAGAGAAGUUUGCAUACCAAAUAGUGGUACAACACACACUAUACUGAAAGGUCCUACAGAAUUGAUCGAAGGAAUUGGCAAAAUUGGCAGAAUCGUUAAUCAAACGGCUGCAACUGAUUGCAAGGCCAUUGAUCAUGAGAUCAAAACUUCCAACCUCUGUAUGGGGACAUGCAAUAUUGCAUGCAGAAGCACUCAUUCGGAUAAGACCAAGUGCAUAUCAUAG